Molecule: messenger RNA, 931 nt
Organism: Xenopus laevis (African clawed frog)
Lineage: Eukaryota; Metazoa; Chordata; Amphibia; Anura; Pipidae
Product: predicted GPI-anchored protein 58
Exons: 2
Coding region: 10-483 (157 amino acids)
Source: RefSeq, a predicted model, not a curated record
ACCAGCCCAAUGCGCUGCUUGCAAUAUGCCUUGAUAAUAUUGGCAAUUCUGGCAUUGAUUGGAGGAUGCUUCUUCCUCUGUACAAACUUUUGUAUUGAAGAGGAUCGGAAAGUAGUUGAACAGGCCCGCGCCCCAAGCCCACCACCUGAAUUGAACCUACAGGACAUACUGGUGUACGACUCUGAAGAUCCUGGAUAUGCUGCUCAGCCUUCUCUAGAAUUGGCUCCUGAGUCUCCAGAUCCUGCUCCAGAACGACCUGCUCAGCCUGCAGAUCUCGAUACAUGCCGGUUCUGCUGCUUUCCGUUUCUAGGACUGGCUCCUAAGCUUUCAAAUCCUUCUCCAGAGAUACCUGCUCAGCCUCCAGAUCCUUCUGUAGGACUGGCUCCCGAGCCUCCAGAUCCUGCUCCAGAACUACCUGCUGAGCCUCCAGAUCCUGAUACAUGCAGGUCCUGCUGCUUUCCCUUUCCUAGGACUGGCUCCUGAGUUUCCAGAUCCUGCUUCGGAGAUGCCUGCUCAUCCUCCAGGAGGAGAAAACUAUAGACAGGGAGAAUACCUGAACAUAUAGCAUAGGAACCAGGACUGUAACUGGAGUUAACCACACACUAGGAAGUGGGCAUGGUGGAAGCCCAGGGGGAUACCCAUACACAACUGGAGAUGACAUAGUGAUAUUGCAGGUUUAAUGGCAACAGAAGAUAAUAACAGGAACAGUCAAAAAUCGAAAACAAGGUCAAGCCAAGGUCGUUAUCAGGAAAUCCAGGAGGGCAAGGAAUGCUGGAACAAGAACACUGGAACAAGGGAUUCCGGAAUACAGGAACAAGGAAUGCAGGUCAUACAGGAACACACACAAUGACUCAGCCCUGGGCAACGCUCUGGGCUGGGUUUAUAAAGGAAUGGUGAUGAGAAAUGGGAAACACAUGAGGGAAACUACGCU